AUUCAAUAUGGCGGUAUGAGGGACGCUCGUACCAAAUGGGUUUUUUUCUUAUGAAACUAGCGUAAAAUCGGGAAAACCGAAGGGAAUAUUCAACGAAAAGUGAGCUUAGUUUAAACAUAAACUGACAAGUUUUCUACAUUUGGGUCUCCUCUUUCUAGUCAGCUGGAACAAGAAUGCGUGAAGACAAUCCAAGAAAGGACACCUAACGCAAUAUCACAUUGUCACUGAUUUGUCACACUAACACACUGUCACAUCAAACACAAGUCAAUUGGAAUGAGGAUGAGUGAAAAAACAAGUGACCAAUCUCAGAUCAAAGGGGGGAGUUCCCCUAGUCAUGGAAGCAGUGAACAGUUGGCCAAGGACCCCCAGGUUAAUGGCCAUGAAAGCGCAAAGGAAGAUGGUGAUAAGGAUUUAAAGGGAAAUGUUAAAGAAACACCACAAGGCAAUGUCCACGAUGGGCAAGGAGACUGGCAAGACAAAAUGAAUGAAGCAGAGAGUGGCCAGAAAGUGCCACGGGGAAAUGGAGCGGGGGACUCACACAGCAAUGGAGAUCCAGCUGGAUUGGAUGGAGCAGACAGCAAAGUCAGCAGUGCCUGCCUGGAUCACGGGGAAUCCCCAACCAAAACCAAGGCGGUAAAAGAGAAUGUAGUCUCCCAUGGCAAGGCUAGUGCUACCAAAGGGCUUUCAAAUGGAAAUUCUGGGAAGACUGGAAAGUCUUCCAGUGAGAAAAGUCUCCCACUGGAGGUGUCAACUCCAGUUGAGCCAGGCUUCUCCCUGGAGACCUCGCCUCGGAGCCACCGUAACCGUCACCGUGAAGGUAGAGGGGAGGGGACCCAAAAGGUUCACUCGCCCAGAGGGUACCCACCACACCCACCUCAUGCCCAAGGGCCACAGCACACCCAUCCUCCAGCCCAGGGGCCACAAGCACCACCACACCAGACACCACCUCAUCACCACCAAUCUGACCCUUCAGCAUCUCCCCGUGGGGGUCACUCACCCAGUGGCCACUCCCCUCGGUCAACUUCUCGUGGAGGGAGUCCACAGAGGGAAAAUGGUGCCACCGGUACAAUGUCCACUGGUGCUCCCGUACCUCCCUCCAGCAGCGGCGCCAUGGCUGGUGGUACGGGAACUGUGCCUGCGGGUACCAGCCUCAGCAGUGGCAGUGGCCAGCAGGGACUGACACUGGGUCCGGGACAGCACGUGGUACAUGUGCAUGUCAAUCCUGGGGAGACGUUCUCUGUGCGUGUUGGGGACCAAAUUCAGCACAUCCAAGGUCCGGCCACAGUCCGCAUGGUCUCUCAAAACGGCCCGCCAAUGCCAAUGCCGAUGCAGGUGCCACCGGGCCACAUAGUCCAGCAGAUUGUGGACGAGAACGGGAUCUUAACACACGUGAUUCUCUCUCCUCAACCUCCUCCAGGAAUGACACCAGCUCCCUCUAUCAGUUCGGUAGGAUACUAUGUUAGUAUUGCGAUUUCUUUCUUUUUUUCUCGUCGUCCAUCGAAGAUGCUUGCAUGCAGCAACCCAAGUGAUGUAGAAGUUGUGUAGUUGAGCUCCCCCUGGUGGUGAGGAUGAUGCAUGACAAGCCACAACCUUACCUAGAGAGCUUGGUAUAGUAUACUAUUGUUUUGUAGCUCCAUCUUGUGGUGAAGAUGCUGCAUGGAAAGCCACAAAUCUGUUUAAAGAGCUUGGUGUAAUAUUUAUCUUAUCAAUCACUGUACUGUAUUUCAAGUUCAGUUUUUGGG
Molecule: messenger RNA, 1742 nt
Organism: Lingula anatina
Lineage: Eukaryota; Metazoa; Brachiopoda; Lingulata; Lingulida; Lingulidae
Product: fibronectin type-III domain-containing protein 3A-like
Molecular function (GO): protein binding
Source: RefSeq, a predicted model, not a curated record